Molecule: messenger RNA, 438 nt
Organism: Stylonychia lemnae
Lineage: Eukaryota; Ciliophora; Spirotrichea; Sporadotrichida; Oxytrichidae
Source: the annotation of a GenBank genome assembly
AUGGCAGACGAUGAUAGCUUCUAGAAUGGAGUCAAUAUUUUAAAUGACGAAGAAGAUGAUUAAAUUUAAAUGAGUAGUAGCAAGCCUGGCAAAAGAGGUGUAAAGAAGAAGGGUCUUCUCAAGGAUGAUAUACAUAAAAUGAUGGUCGGUUUUGGAGAAUGUGAAGAGCCUAGGGAUGAUACCAUGGAGCUUAUGGAGUUAUAUGUGAUUGAGUUUAUCACAAACAUUUCUAAAAGAGCUUAGCAGAGAAGUUAAAGAGGAGGCUUCACAAACAUCUAACUGAGGGACUUGUUAAAAGUGAUAGAAGAUGAUGAAAAAAAGUUCUUGAGAGUACCAUAUUUAUUGACAGGUAUACAAAGCAUGGACAUUAAGUAAAUUCAGAGAGAAAUGGAUCCUACAAUCGGCAACAAUGCUAAUAAAGGGCUUCUAAAUGCUUGA